AUGGCCGACGCAGUUGCUCCGCCGACGAACAAGUGGACAUCCUGGCUCUUCCAGAUCUUCGCGUCCGCACAGCCGCCUCCGCUCGGGACGCUGGACAUCGACGAGAUCGAAGAGAAGGCAAAGCAGGUGCUGAGCAAUGAUCCAUCCGCUUUUCUCUAUGUCAUGAAGAGUGCGGGUAUAUGCACAACGCAUGACGCCAACCGUCAAGCGUUUAACCGGUGGAGGCUAAUCCCGCGUGUACUUACAGACGCUGCGUCCCGCAACAUUGAAACCACAAUAUUUGGCGUCAUACACCCAUCCCCGCUCUUUGUUGGACCUGUUGGCGCGCAAAGCCUCGUCCACCCGGAAGGCGAACUGGCGGUCGCGCGCGCAGCUGCCAAAGUGGGCGUUCCCAUGGUCUUGAGCACCGCUGCGUCGAGGUCCAUUGAAGAGGUCGCGGAAGCCAACAGCGACGGACAUAGGUGGUAUCAACUUUACUGGACUCGCUCAGCAGACGUUACUAUCUCGCUACUGAACCGCGCUAAGGCGAAUGGCUACACCGCACUCGUCAUCACAGUCGACACCAUGAUCAUCGGCUGGCGCCCGCACGACAACGGUAAACCCUAUCUGCCCACGGGGCACGGCUUCGGGAACCAGCAGGGCCUUUCGGAUCCCGUGUUCAUGAAGCGCUUCGGGUUCCAGGCGCGCACACAUGAGCACCCCACGUGGCCGUAUGACCAGAAGACGAUUAGGGAUGCGUUGGAGAAGGGAGACGCGAAGGCGCAGGAGGCGCUGAUGCUGGGAGGCCAGUGGGUUGGCGAAAUUGGAAGCGGGGCGUUCAGGACGUGGGACGAACUUGGGUUUAUAAGGGAGCACUGGGACGGGCCGGUUGUUUUGAAGGGAAUUCUUUCAGUUGAUGACGCCGAGAAGGCGAUAGACGUAGGCAUCGAUGGGAUCAUUGUGUCUAACCAUGGCGGCCGGCAAGUCGACGGCGCGAUAGCCUCGCUCGACGCGCUGGAGAUGAUCACCCGGUCUACGAAGGUGGUCGAGGCCCAGCGGAACGGCAAACUUACGAUCCUCUUUGACUCGGGCGUCCGUACCGGGAGUGACGUCAUCAAGGCCCUUGCCAUGGGCGCACAGGCUGUCCUCAUUGCCCGGCCGUUCAUGUAUGGCCUGGCGAUCGCGGGUCAGGACGGUGUCGAGCAGAUCUUGAUGCAAACGAUUUGUGAUAUGCACAUCACGCUAGGAUUGAUUGGAUAUUCGUCCGUAAAGGACUUGAUUGGGAAGAGGGAGAGGGUGUUGAUAAAGUCUGACUAUUGA
This is a messenger RNA of Coniophora puteana RWD-64-598 SS2, 1299 nucleotides long. Its product is annotated as oxidoreductase. The transcript is spliced from 7 exons. Lineage: Eukaryota; Fungi; Basidiomycota; Agaricomycetes; Boletales; Coniophoraceae. Gene Ontology annotation, molecular function: oxidoreductase activity; FMN binding. The record is from RefSeq and is a predicted model, not a curated record. Bases 1 to 1299 code for a protein of 432 amino acids.